Molecule: messenger RNA, 835 nt
Organism: Arabidopsis arenosa
Lineage: Eukaryota; Viridiplantae; Streptophyta; Magnoliopsida; Brassicales; Brassicaceae
Source: the annotation of a GenBank genome assembly
CUCCUCGUAGGAGCGAUGACUCGCUUAUCACUGCCUGGAUUCUCUUCCGCUAUAUGGUGAUUGGUAUGUAUGUAGGAGUAGCAACAGUGGGAGUAUUCAUCAUAUGGUACACUCACAACAGCUUCAUGGGAAUAGACUUGAGCCAAGAUGGCCACAGCCUUGUGAGCUAUUCACAGCUCGCACAUUGGGGCCAAUGCUCUUCAUGGGAAGGCUUCAAAGUGUCUCCUUUCACAGCAGGCUCUCAGACUUUCUCAUUCGACUCAAACCCAUGUGAGUAUUUCCAGCAGGGUAAAAUCAAGGCAUCCACACUCUCCCUCUCGGUGCUGGUGGCCAUUGAAAUGUUCAACUCUCUGAAUGCACUCUCAGAAGACGGCAGCCUGGUAACGAUGCCGCCGUGGGUGAACCCGUGGUUGCUCCUGGCAAUGGCGGUCUCAUUCGGGCUCCACUUUGUGAUAUUGUACGUCCCAUUCUUGGCUCAAGUGUUUGGUAUUGUGCCGCUGAGCUUGAACGAGUGGCUGCUAGUGCUGGCUGUGUCACUGCCGGUGAUUUUGAUAGAUGAAGUGCUCAAGUUUGUAGGAAGGUGCACCAGUGGCUACCGCUACUCAGCCCGCACUCCCUUCGCUAAGCAAAAGGAGGAGUAAGAAAACAAUUCAAAAGGCAUUAUUAUUAGACUGUUAGUUUUAGCUGAAAUUAACUUUGUUGCUUUCCUCAGCCUUGCAGUUUAAUUCUCUAAACGAUAAUUUUUGAUUUGAUGAAAAAAUGUUUCUAACUUUGGUUCAUGGACAUGGCCACAUGGGUAUCCCAAAACAGCCCGUAAUAGAAAUAUGAAUGUUUC